AAGAACUCCUUGCUACCCGCCUUUGCUGGGGCUCCUGGCUCUUGGGAUUCCUCAGCCUCCUUGCCGGUGUCUGCAGCACCGGGGCCAGGAGUUCUGGAGCACAUGUAAGUAAGAACCCUGAAAGCCGCACUGUGUUGAGGGAGAGCCGAGGCGGUUCGGUCCUGUUUUCUGUGAACAUGGACUCACAAGUGCAGCGGGGCGCUGAGCUGGAGGAGAUGACAUGGAGCGUCGGUCCUGAGUCAAAGCACAAAAUUAUGUUUCAAGUCCAUCGUGGGUCAGACCAGCCAACAUGGCAUGGUCUCGAGGCCAAGUACAAGUACAGGGUCCAUAUGCCCAAUAUGACAUCCCUGAGGAUUGACAACCUGACCCUUGAAGACAGUGGGCAAUACCACGCUAAUGUCAAACUCACUGGAGGAACAAUGUCCACUCAGAAGUUCCAUCUCAUUGUCUAUGAACCCGUCCCCUUCCCGCAGAUGGUGAAAAAGUCAUCCUCCCUUACACCAGACUGGUGCAAUGUUACACUGGAGUGCAGUGUCCCAGGGCCUGCAGAGCAGAACCUGAGCAUGACCUGUAAGAGCAAGGACCUUCCCACGAACCUGCAUCCAAGUAUCACAUCAGGACCAGGCACCAACUCCUGGACCUUUACUGUGGAUGUAGCCCUGAGUCAACCCCAGAGCCAGCCCAAUGGCAGCAUCGCCUGUGUGGUCAGCAACUCUGAGGAUGAGAAAACUGUCACCUUCGACCUGAAGGACACCUGUGUCCAUGGACAGACUGAUAAUAGACUCCUGAGAAUCAGCCUUGGCAUCUCUGUGUUUUUGCUUAUGACCUUGGGAGCUGGACUGUUCCUCUGGAAUACACAUUGGAAGAAGAAGAAGGAGGAGGAGGAGACCAGGAGAGGUUUGCAAACAGACUGCAGGGACGAUGAUGGUGACCUCAACUAUGUGGAAGUGGGCCAGCAGGAGGCUCCGAAGGGCAAGAAUAAGGGUAUCAGAGAGCAACAUCUGGAAGAAAAAGUGUCUCUCACUACCAUCUACAGUGAGGUCUGUAAACCAGGGCAAGCCAUGAAAAUACUUUAAUUGAGAAGGCAGGAGAAUCUGGUCCUCCUGAGACACCACCAUUGAGCCUGUCACCCUUUGGAUACUUGCCCUUCCAGCAGUGGCCUAGUUCCAGCUGCUCCUGGUUUGGAUUAUCCUGACCUUCCUAUCUGAAGCCCCCUGGGAACACAUGACACUGCUCUUCUCCUCAUCUCUUGCCUCCAGCUUCCCAUAGGAUGUCUACAAACUCAGGAUCCUCAGCCUGUGAAGUACGUGAGGCUGGAUUCUCUAGAAAAGCAAAAUCAGUUCUCUCUCAAACUCACCAGCUGAUCCACAGGA
Molecule: messenger RNA, 1373 nt
Organism: Echinops telfairi (small Madagascar hedgehog)
Lineage: Eukaryota; Metazoa; Chordata; Mammalia; Afrosoricida; Tenrecidae
Exons: 6
Coding region: 177-1076 (299 amino acids)
Source: RefSeq, a predicted model, not a curated record